AGGGAUGGAAGAAGCGAGUCUGUGCCUUGGAGUGUCCCCAGCGGCAGCAGCCGCACCAGAAGCUGAGUCCCACCUGGGCAGCCCGGUCCUUAACGGCCAGUAUGCCAUGAGUCAGAAGUUGCACCAGAUCACCUCCCAGCUCAGCCAUGCCUUCCCAGAGCUGCACCCGAGGCCCAACCCGGAGGAGAAGACCCCCGCACCUUUGGAUGAGAAGACCCACGUGCCCAUGAGCGGCCAGUCCAUGGGCAGUCAGAUGGCACUGCUGGCCAACCAGCUGGGCCGCGACGUGGACACCAGCCUCAAUGGGCGGGUGGACCUGCAGCAGUUCCUCAAUGGGCAGAACCUGGGCAUCAUGUCACAGAUGAGCGACAUUGAGGACGAUGCGCGCAAGAACCGCAAGUACCCGUGUCCUCUGUGUGGCAAGCGCUUCCGUUUCAACAGCAUCUUGUCGCUGCACAUGCGCACACACACGGGCGAGAAGCCCUUCAAAUGUCCCUACUGUGACCACCGUGCUGCCCAGAAGGGUAACCUCAAGAUCCACCUGCGGACCCACAAGCUGGGCAACCUGGGCAAAGGGCGCGGGCGAGUGCGCGAGGAAAACCGCCUGCUGCACGAGCUGGAGGAGAGGGCCAUCUUGAGGGACAAGCAGAUGAAGGGCAGUUUGGGACAACCCCGGCCAGAUCUGAAGCCUUUGCCACAUGCCCAGCAGGCUCCACUGGCUGCCUGUAGCCUGGCCUUGCCUGCCAACCCCAGUGUACCCGAUAUGGCCCACCCAGUGCCCUCGCCCAAGCCGGCCAGCGUGCAGGAGGACGCAGCCACCCCCGCGGCUGGCUUCCGCUGCACCUUCUGCAAGGGUAAGUUCAAGAAGCGGGAGGAGCUGGACCGUCACAUCCGCAUCCUACACAAGCCCUACAAGUGCACGCUGUGUGACUUUGCCGCCUCGCAGGAGGAGGAGCUCAUCAGCCACGUGGAGAAGGCGCACAUCACCGCGGAGUCGGCCCAGGGCCAGGGUCCCAAUGGUGGCGGUGAGCAGUCGGCCAAUGAGUUCCGAUGUGAGGUAUGUGGCCAGGUGUUCAGCCAGGCCUGGUUCUUGAAGGGUCACAUGCGGAAACACAAGGACUCUUUUGAGCACUGCUGUCAGAUCUGUGGCCGGCGCUUCAAGGAGCCCUGGUUUCUCAAAAAUCACAUGAAAGUCCACCUCAACAAGCUGUCGGUGAAGAACAAGUGCCCCAGCGAGCCCGAGGUGCCCGUGCCCAUGGGCAGCAUGACCCAGGAGGCCCACGCCAACCUGUAUUCCAGGUACCUGUCCUGCCUACAGAGUGGCUUCAUGGCUCCCGACAAAGCCAGCCUGAGCGAGCCCGGCCAGCUCUAUGGCAAAGGAGAGCUGCCCAUGAAGGAGAAGGAGGUACUGGGCAAACUGUUGUCACCCAUCUCCAGCAUGGCUCAUGGGGGUGUCCCGGAGGGGGAAAAGCACUCCCUCCUGAGUUGCCUCAACCUGGUGCCACCGCUAAAAUCCAGCUGCAUUGAGAGGUUGCAGGCAGCUGCCAAGGCUGCCGAGAUGGACCCGGUGAACAGCUACCAGGCCUGGCAGCUCAUGACCAGGGGCAUGGCUGUGGAGCACCAGGUACCACGCAACCACGACGACGCUUUGGCAACCGCCGGAGUGCUGUUUGAUAAGGAGAAGCGGGAGUACGUGUUAGUAGGAGCAGAUGGCUCGAAGCAGAAAAUGCCUGCUGAUCUGGUUCACAACACCAAAGUGGGCAAUCAGAGAGACCUGCCAAAUAAGCUCGACCCUUUAGAAGGCAGCCGGGAGUUUUUGUCACACGGGCUGAACCAGACGCUUGACUACAACCUGCAGGGUGCUGGGAACAUGAAGGAGAAACCGACCGAGUGUCCGGACUGCGGCCGGGUGUUCCGCACCUAUCACCAAGUGGUCGUGCAUUCCCGUGUCCACAAGAGGGACCGCAAGGGUGACGAGGACGGGCUGCACGUGGGCCUGGAUGAACGGCGUGGCUCUGGCAGUGACCAGGAGUCCCAGUCAGUGAGCCGCUCCACUACGCCGGGAUCCUCCAAUGUCACCGAGGAGAGUGGAGUCGGAGGUGGCCUUUCCCAAACGGGGAGUGCCCAGGAGGACAGCCCGCACCCGUCCUCACCGUCUUCCUCAGACUUUGGUGAGGAGGCGGGGAGGACCGCCGGCGUCCAGCAGCCCGCACUGCUUCGCGACAGGAGCCUGGGCUCGGCCAUGAAGGACUGUCCCUACUGCGGGAAGACUUUCCGGACCUCCCACCACCUUAAGGUCCACCUGAGGAUACACACAGGUGAGAAACCCUACAAGUGUCCUCACUGUGACUACGCGGGCACCCAGUCAGCAUCAUUAAAGUAUCACUUAGAACGACAUCAUCGUGAGCGACAGAAUGGAGCUGGGCCACUCCCAGGGCAGCCCCCAAACCAAGACCACAAGGAUGAGAUAGCCAACAAGGCAUCAUUAUUUAUCAGGCCAGACAUCCUAAGGGGGGCCUUCAAGGGGCUCCCUGGAAUCGACUUCAGAGGGGGUCCUGCCUCUCAGCAGUGGACCUCAGGUGUGCUCUCCUCUGGAGAGCCUUCGGGCCAAGCCACCAGCAUGGCUUCAGAGGCCUCUUCGGACACCCUGAAAGGUGCUGACCUUCCUUCCAAAAGCACCCACUUCUCUGAGAUUGGAAGAGCUUAUCAAAACAUUGUGAGCAAUGGCGUGAACUUCCAAGGGUCCUUGAAAGCAUUCAUGGACAGCUUCGUCCUUAGCUCCCUGAAGAAGAAGGACAUGAAGGACAAAGCCCUGUCAGAUGUCCCCUCUAUGAAAGUCCACACAGUGGACAGUGGCGAGGAGAAAGCCAGUGGGAAACUCUCCCAGAGGAAGUCUGAGAAAGCUCAGUAUGAACCUCUGGACUUGUCAGUGCGGCCAGACGCCACCUCCCUCCCAGGCUCAUCUGUGACCAUGCGAGACAGCAUCGCCUGGCAUGGCUGCUUGUUCUGUGCAUUCACCACAUCAUCAAUGGAGCUCAUGGCCCUCCACCUCCAGGCCAACCACCUGGGCAAAGCAAAACGCAAAGAUGCUGCUGCGGGGGUGAUGGUGAACUGCAAAGAGCAGGCUCGGGAGCCUGGCAAGGUGGCUUUGCUGGCUGCGGUUCAAUCAAACAAAGAGAUGGGCCUUUCCAGCACGAUUGGUGGCUGUCUAGACUCUGCUUCUGAGAAGGUGGCCCAAGGACAGGCCAAAGAGACUCUGGGGGACCAGAAGAGUGGCCCAUGGCCCAGCCACGUCGACCCUGCAUUUUGUAACUUCCCAUCAGACUUCUACAAGCAAUUUGGGGUUUACCCUGGCAUGACCAGCUCAGGGGCCUCCAGUUCCUGCCCCAACAAGGAUCCCGAUGGGAAGGCCCACCCUGAAGAUGAUGCCCCAAUCCUGAUCCCUGAAACCACAAAUAAAAACACUACUGAUGAUCUCUCGGAUAUUACCUCCUCUGAGGACAUGGACUCCUCCAAGGGAGAGAACAACGACGAAGAGGAAAUUGAAACCGAGCCAGAAAUGAUGAGCAAGCCACUGCCUGCCCUGGGCAAGGACAGCAGCAGUGAUGGUGGGGACAGCCUGCUGCCCACGGGCACUCCCCAACCCGUCCAGGGCCUGGUCUCGCCUUUAGCUCCAGCCUCAGAGAAGCAGUGGCACAGCCCAGGCAUUCUUCCUGGCCAGGACCCCUCGGUGGGGUUGCAGAAGCCGGAGCGGGGGCCGGCGGGUCUGGACAAGCCGUUGAACAUGCUUUCGGUCCUCAGGGCAUACAGUGCUGAUGGCUUAGCUGCCUUUAACGGGCUGGCGGGCAGCACUGCAAACUCUGGAUGUAUCAAGAGGCCAGACUUGUGUGGUAAGUGACAACCCCCUGUCCUAGUCGGUCUAUCUGGACUUGCCCUUCCUUGUCUGUUCGUGCUCCUUGGUGGUUAUCUGCAGCUUGUCAAUCGUGUAAAGUCAAGAGAAGAAUGUAUACACAUAUGUGUUUUGAAUAAAUAAUUACUUAUUGGCAUAGGUACUGUAUACACAUGGCACACCAACCUACAGUAUAUAUAGCAAAGAAUCAAGGAAGCUAAAAAUAUUAUCCCAUAUGUUUCACUAUUAAAGUCAUGGAUUGCAAAGGCUUGGUAGUUUGAACGGGAGAGAAAAAUUCCCUCAAAGUCAUAAAUCCUGAGUGACAAAUGCUGGUGAAUUGCAGGUCCCUCAACCUGUGGAAAACCUGCUGGGAGGAGGGUGGGGGUCUAUUCUACCAGCUCACCUGAGCUUACAGAAGUGGGCCCGGUAAUGGUCUCUCUGGCACCUACCGCUUGUACCUGAUUGCCAUGUACUAUGUAACACUUUUAGAAGAAUACAGAAAAGUACAGUAAUUAUCUUUCUCUGUAGUAUUUAAGCAGAAGUAUUGCUAGUUUAACAUUGUGUCGUAUUAACCAGGAACAGAUGACAGUAAAAUUCCAGCGAACAGCACCUUGACAUUCACAACUUCAAAUCAGUGAUUGAAGCAAGAUGUAUAAACUUGCAGUGGGUUUAUCGUGUGCUCUCCACUAGCUUAUUGUUGAAGUAAUUAGAAGAUAUAUUAAGGUGUUCCUGGUAAUGAAGACAUGUGAGUUCUCAUAAUUGUAGCUUCCUGAAUACGUGUCAAACUAUAUCUUUAAGUGUGCUGUAUGCUGAGUUACAAGUUAGGUCAUUUAUGAAUGGAAUGUUAAACCGUACUAAAAAUGCUUCGUAACUUAUCUUGGUAUUGCUAAUAAAAAACCUGUGAAACA
Castor canadensis (American beaver) is the source of this 4797-nucleotide messenger RNA. The record is from RefSeq and is a predicted model, not a curated record. Lineage: Eukaryota; Metazoa; Chordata; Mammalia; Rodentia; Castoridae.